UUGAAAAGAAGCCCUCAUCUCUUUUCAUCGCCCUUUGCGACCGCUGCCUCAAGCCCGCCGUCGUCCGCGAGCUCUCUCUCGUUCCUACGCCGCCGUCCUCACCACCACCGCUUCCGCCGCCGGCGCGAGAAAUAGUUAUCUUCUUUCCGCCUCAGUCUUCACCGAUACGGAGGAGUUCCCAAAGCUUCCUGUUUAUUUUACAUUAGUUUUGAUUUGAGAAGUUCGAAACGAAUUAACAAUCCUAAAUUUUCCCUACCAUAAUUAAUUUACACGCAUUUAGUCGUAUGAUAGAAAAGAGACCCAUUAAUUGCACGGCGCACUACAGGAGAUGGCCACUUCGUGCUUCGUCGCUGCUCAGCACCUUGCUCUGCCGCAGCGUGGCCUACUAUCACAGCAGCAGCAGCAGCAGCUGCGGCGGCGUCACGCUGCGCUCCACAACUGUGGCCGCAGAAACUGCUGGAGGCUUUUUAGGAGGAAAAGGAGGAUCGGCUGCUACCUGGAAGAGCCUGGAAAGAGAUCCGCUUCUGCAGGAGGCCACGAGGACUCUUCUGCCACCGGGAUCCAACUCUAUUCUCAGAUAGAAAGAAUAAUUACUGAAACAGCAAGGCAGUCUCAAGAUGGAUGGAGUUUAUCCAAAGAUUGGAGUGAUAUCGAGGGUGCGUGGGUUCUUAAACCAAAAACUGCAAGGCCUACCUGUGUUGUUCAUUUUAUUGGUGGCAUUUUUGUUGGAGCUGCACCUCAACUCACAUAUCGCUUUUUUCUUGAGCGUCUUUCAGAGAAGGGAGCUUUGGUUAUUGCAACACCUUUUGCUAGUGGCUUCGACCACUUCUUAAUAGCAGAUGAAGUGCAGUUCAAGUUUGACAGGUGUCUGCGAUUUUUACAGGAGAUAGUAACCGGGCUUCCAACAUUUGGUGUUGGUCAUUCUUUGGGAUCUGUAAUCCACCUUCUAAUAGGAGGCAAGCGUAGCUGUUCCAUUAUUCUCUCCUGUUAUUGUUCCAAUGGCUCAAAGUUUUGGUCCGGUUCUAUCCCAGCUAACGUCAUCGCCUACAUUUCGCAUGGGGAAAUGGCUAUAAAACAACUGGAAAAUUUCAGUCCACCAAUCAUGAGACAAGUUCUUCCUCUGCUUGAGCAACUUCCUCCGUUAUAUAUGGAUUUAGUAAAGGGGAGAGAAGAUUUUACUCCAAAACCUGAAGAAACUCGCCGAUUGAUAAAGUCUUACUAUGGUGUUUCUCGGAAUCUCUUGAUAAAGUUUAAGGAUGACAACAUUGAUGAAACUCCUACUCUAGCCCAAGUGCUAAGCUCUGAAUCCGCCAUUAGUUCAGCAUUAGAUAUGUCGAUCCGGUCGAUGCCAGGGGAUCAUGGACUUCCAUUGCAACAGGUCAUCCCAGAUGUUCCGCCAGCGAUGGCUGAUGCAGUGAACCGUGGUGGGGAGUUGAUAGCGAAUCUGACAGCUGGAACACCGUGGGAAGCAGUGGCAAAAGAAGUGGGCAAUACGUUGGGAACAGACUCGGGGCUCCUAAGGGCACAAAUCUCUAAGGAUGUUAAUAUGCUAGUUGACGUCAUUGCCUCCUGGAUGGCUUCCAACUCCGGCCCAAGAAUUCUUCGACCAUGAUUACAACUGGACUGUUGGACAACUGGAGGCGGGGAAAAGGGGCCAAAAAAAAUACGGAUGAAGAAAAGAUAGGAACCACAGAUUUACACCAAAUGAUGAAACACACACCUAUAUUAUCUCUUCACCACACUGUAACAGUGAUUAAAAUGUAAAAACUAAGAGCUGUUCUUCAUAAAAUCCAGCGAAUGUUUGAGCUUCUUGAUGUACAAAUUUUACUUUGGUUAGUACUGCUCGUUAGUCCACCGAACUUCUAGUCGUGUUUCACUUUGGUCCUCUUUUUUAAGAAAAAAAGGUCAUUUUAU
Ananas comosus (pineapple) is the source of this 1914-nucleotide messenger RNA. RefSeq lists its product as uncharacterized. NCBI's taxonomy places the organism in Eukaryota, Viridiplantae, Streptophyta, Magnoliopsida, Poales, Bromeliaceae. The transcript is spliced from 9 exons. The coding region runs from base 329 to 1612 and encodes 427 amino acids. The record is from RefSeq and is a predicted model, not a curated record.